Pan troglodytes (chimpanzee) is the source of this 658-nucleotide messenger RNA. Its product is annotated as polyadenylate-binding protein 1-like. Gene Ontology annotation, cellular component: cytoplasm; nucleus. NCBI's taxonomy places the organism in Eukaryota, Metazoa, Chordata, Mammalia, Primates, Hominidae. Gene Ontology annotation, molecular function: RNA binding; ubiquitin-ubiquitin ligase activity. The annotation marks the transcript as partial. The record is from RefSeq and is a predicted model, not a curated record. The transcript has a single exon. Gene Ontology annotation, biological process: positive regulation of canonical Wnt signaling pathway; protein polyubiquitination.
UCAGCCCUAGGGCAAACGGUAUCAAGGUGUUUUAUUUCCAGAAGUCUCAAAAUAGACUGGAAUAAAAAUUUGGUGAAUUCAUCAACACAGACAAUGGGUCCACUUCCUGCAGCUACAGCUGCUGCAGCUACAGCUGCUGCAGCUACUCCUGCUGUCCGCACCGUUCCACAGUAUAAAUAUGCUGCGGGAGUUUGCAAUCCUCAGCAACAUCUUAAUGCACAGCCACAAGUUACAGUGCAACAGCCUGCUAUUCAUGUACAAGGUCAGGAACCUUUGACUGUUUCCAUGUUGGCAUCUGCCCCUCAAGAGCAAAAGCAAAUGUUGGGUGAAUGGCUGUUUCCUCUUACUCAAGCCAUGCACCCUACUCUUGCCGGUAAAAUCACUGGCAUGUUGUUGGAGAUUGAUAAUUCAAAACUUCUUCAUAUGCUCAAGUCUCCAGAGUCACUCCAUUCUAAGGCUGUUGAAGCUGUAGCUGUACUACAAGCCCACCAAGCUAAAGAGACUGCCCAGAAAGCAGUUAACAGUGCCACCGGUGUUCCAACUGUUUAAAAUUGAUCAGGGACCACGAAAAGAAACUUGUGCUUCACCAAAGAAAAAUACCUAAACAUCGAAAAACUUAAAUAUGGAAAAAAAUUGCAAAAUAUAAAAGAAGGAAACU